GUCAAUGUCAAAAUCUAAGAAAUUUCCGCAAUUUCUGGCGAAAAUUUCGCGAAAUGUCCUAUUUUUAAACAAAAACAAUUGUAAACAUUUACCAAAUUAUUAUGUGACGUUAGAAAUAUAAAAAACUAGCAGUGAUUAUGUUCCUGAUUCACUGCUAGAUGUUUUAUUCAUAGUUUUUUAAUGCUAGUUUACAUAACGAUGUUCUUUACAUAGUGCUAUCUUAAAUUAAACAAGUAAUUAUAAUGAAGCUAUUCACCUACUAAUUAUUAUCAAAACUGCUCGUGUUCAGCGUUGAAGCAUGUUAAAAUAUAGCUGAUAUUAUUAGACUAUUAAAUUUCUUGUUAACUGAUUAAUGAAAGAAUCUUCAGUCUCAAAAUGAACGAUAAACCCCCCUGUGAUAUCUUUAGGGAUACCUGGGUCCGUUAUUUGGGGUAUGCUAAUGAAGUGGGCGAGGCUUUCCGGCCUAUCAUUCCAGGCUGUCUGGUGAGGUUCAGCUAUGGGAUAGCGUUCUCAUACGUUUUUGGCGACACUAUGGACAAAGGAUUUAAAAUGUUUGUGAAAGGAUGCGGUGGAUUAUUACAGGAAGAUGGACGGCCAAGCAACGUGAUGAAGGCGACUGGGGAUGCCCUGAUAUGGCAAACACUGGCAUCGAUAGUCAUACCGGGAAUAACUAUAAAUAGGCUAUGUGCUUAUUCCGGUCGAGCCCUCACCAAAUACAAGCGCAUACCGUCUCCCGCACGAGCUCUCCUUACCGUUGGUAUAGGUCUGGCCUCCAUACCCAUCAUCAUCGUGCCCAUAGACCACGGAGUCACGUUCCUAAUGGACCACACUUACAGGAAAUGGGUCACAUAAUCUACGUUGAAGCAUUAAACUAAAUAACUGGACUGAAUUCAAACUGCACUCUGAUUGCCAAAUUACAGUUUUAACACACAUGCACACAUCACUAGAAACACACACGUACACACACACACACACACACACACACACAAGCGCAUAUACAGGCACACACAUACACAGGCACACACAGACACACACACAGGCUUACACAAUUACACACACAUACACACCCUGGAAAAAUAUUAAACACUGACCAUAUAUUUUCCCAAUAUUAAGUUUCUAAUUUUAAAACACUAAACAUUGCCUUAUACGCUUCUGAAAUUAUCAUGUAAGGCGUUGAGCAGACGACGGGGCGGGGCGGGCAUUUUGUCCGCGAAGCAAUAAAGACCGCGUCUGCCCGUCGAUGUCUGCGGCUGCCCGCGUCGCGUACACAAAGCACACGACGGGCAGAGGCGGUCAGUACGGGACGUUCGUUCUAGUGAAUAGAAAAAGCGCGUGGCGCGGAAUGAGCUGACCGCCCCGCGCCGCCGUCUGCGUUACUGCAUAUAAACUGGUUUGUUAAAUCCACGGCGGGCAGCCGCGGACAUGCCGCGCCGCCACUGCCCGCCGGGCACUUGGGACGCGGUCUUUUUGCCCUCCGUGUGCGUUUGAAGUAUAGGAUUCACUUUGUGCUAAUAUUCGCGGCGAAAUUGACUUGAAUUGUCGUCUGCUAAACGCCUUAAUGUGUCAUUUUUUUGGGAAGAAACUGGCUCUUAAUACACUGAUUAAUCCUAUAUUUUAGGACUCAGGGUCCUUCUGAUUGUAUUCUGGUAUUUAUCCAAUAAAGAUUUGUUAUUAUUAAUGCAGUUAUCAUGACUACAGUUAACCAAACUGCUGACUCCACGGAGCACCCCCACUAGAGUCCGCAUACAAGGGCAAGCGCUUACGCCAAGCUUAAGUAGCAUUUUACCUAUGCGUGAGGCACGCCCACAGACGUCGCGAUACAUGGUUUCAUUCGGUAACCGAGCGUUGGUCCAACUGCUUCUCUCGUUUUCGUGUUAAAAAACUGUAAUAAAUGCCGUACUGUGCAAUUAAAUUGUGUGGAAAGUCGAGUACAACUUCCAGUCUUCAAAAAAAUGGUAUUACUUUUCACUGGUUAGUUUAAAUGCAUUACAAAAAGACAAAAAUACUGUUAUAUUAAAUUGCUGUUAAUUGUAUUUAUUUUUUGGUGAACGCGUUGAUGUCUUUUUACACUAUCCCUUUCUCGCAUGGGCUACAUCAUAUAUGCUAUCUCGCUCUCACACCGGCACGUGUAUUGCUAGUGACUCAGACGCAGCUCAUGUCUCAACGCGUAAGUUUAUCGAUAAGUUUGUCAGCUAUGGAAAUGGAAAAAAUAAAUAAAAACUAUUAAUUUCAUCGUAUACAAUAAUAGAUGUCAUAAGUAUACAACCAACAGUUUUUAUUUGACUUCAAACAUACCCUAAUUUAAUUGAAAAAACGCGAAAAUUUGUAUGCAUAUUUGUUACUCUUUCACGCUAAAACGGUUAAACGGAUUUGUAUGAAAUUAAGUGCGCAUAGUUUAUGACCUAGAUAAAGACAUAGAAUUAACGAUAUUAAAUACCCUAGAUACACCACGAGCACUCAAAAUGUGUCCCAAUCAAGAAGUGCUUGAACUCCACUCAAGCACUUCUUAGUACACAGUCACACGCGGACCGUCGAAAAGUCAAGAUGCCAAAGAUUUCCGUGAAAAAAUGCAGAAAAAUACUAAUAGUACGUAAAGUGUCGUUUUUUCGACGGGUAUCUAAUUAAUGUUUUUUAAUUAACGCCUUUAAAGCAAAUUUUAUAGUUGUAAUACUUACUAUAAACUGAUUUAAUUUAAAAUAUUUGUGAUAUUCAAAUGCAUGGUCGGUUAUACGUCGCCCUUAGCCAUCUCUUUUCUUCGCGGUCUGUACCUGCUAUAUUGCUAACAGCGCAUUCAGUAUUGCUCGUGAAAAGUCAAAAAAAAUAAGGUCUAUAUUCUUUCACAUAUAACAAUAAAUCGUAAAAUUUUACGAACUUGACGCAUGCAUUUUAAUUAAGACCUUAUGCCGUAUGCAUUAAAGGUGAUUUUCAAUGUUUAAAUAAGGCAUUAUAUUGUUUUUGACCACGUGAUCAUCUUACGGACAUCCGUGGAUCGUCCAAUGUACCUUUUGGACACGUUUCGGCCACGAUUUUGUUCGUUUUGUUGUAUCUAGGGUAGUUAAUAUCGUUGCAUUAAUACUUCUUGUCCUGGACGUGUUUUUUUUCGUGUUGCUUAUAUAUAAUUUAGUAUGUAGUUACUAGUCGCGUCAUGUAAUUAGAACGCUGGAAGAAAGUGGAGAGGGUAUGAUUACGCAUUUGCGCACCAAAGUACUAGGCCUCUAUUCUAAAUUGUUUAUCGAUAGAAAAUAUCGAUAUUUUCUAAAAUCGAUCUUACCCUCAUCACUUCGCUGCACUGAGUAUAUGAUCUGACCUUGACGCGUUUGGACGCGUCAAGGUCAGACCAUAUACUCAGUUCAG
Messenger RNA from Chilo suppressalis (striped riceborer), 3354 nucleotides. The record is from the annotation of a GenBank genome assembly. Lineage: Eukaryota; Metazoa; Arthropoda; Insecta; Lepidoptera; Crambidae.